Messenger RNA from Peronospora farinosa, 894 nucleotides. Lineage: Eukaryota; Oomycota; Peronosporomycetes; Peronosporales; Peronosporaceae. The record is from the annotation of a GenBank genome assembly.
AUGGCAGCAGCGAUGAUCCAUGCUGAAUUUGGGGACGACUGUGACCUGUAUGCGGUGAUGGGUGUGUCGAGAUCAGCCACUGAUAAGGAAAUUACUCGGGCUUAUCGUAAACUGGCUCUGAAAUAUCACCCUGACAAGCAACGAGGUGAUAAAGCUUCGUGUAUCAAAGCAACAGCCAAGUUUCAGGCUGUGAGUGCCAUCCAUUCGAUCUUGAGUGACAAGGAAGCACGUGCGGUCUACGAUGAGUCGGGCACAAUCCUAUCGGACGACCAUGACAACAAGACCUCGUCGUUCCAGAUGUGGACACAAUACUUUGCACGUAUCUUUCCCAAGGUAUCCAUGGAGGAUAUUGACAGGUUCGAGGGGGAAUAUCGUCACUCAGAUGAGGAAAGACGUGAUGUUCUGUCCGCCUACACCAAGUACGAGGGUAAGAUGCAGCAAAUCUUGGACACGAUCAUGUUGUCCACGGACGACGAUGAAGAACGCUUUGCGGAGAUGAUCCGGAAGGCCAUUAAAGAGAAGGAGUUGAAGACCUUCCCGACAUGGCGCGAGUACGUGAAGAAGCAGUCCAAAAAGACGAAAAGGAAAGAAACUCCGGUAGAGCAAAAGCGCAAGCAAGCAAAGCGUGAGAAGGAAGCGCGCGAGGCCGAAGAACUGUUGAAAAAGAUCCAAGGCAACCAGAAAAAGCGUGGGGAGGAGUCGGACAGCACAGCGCUCAGUACGGAAAGAAAGCGCGAAUUUAAAUCGUUGCUUGGCAGCUUGGAAGCCAAGUACACUGACAAGGGUAAAAAGUCAAAGCGUAAGGCUGCAUCGCAGGACCCAGGCGAGCCCAGUGAAGAAGAGUUCCUCGCCGCCCAGAAGCGGCUAAACCGUAGCAAAAAAUGUGCUGAGUAA